AUGGCGAAAUCAAAGAAGGCGGGGACAAAGGUCACCUCGACGGCCAAGAAAUCUGGUGGAGGGGGGAAGGUGGCCAAGGCCGACUGGAAAGAGGGAUUCAAGAAAAAGCAAGUAGGAGUCUCUGAUAUGACCCUGCUGACCACGAUCAGCAACGAGAGCAUCAAUGAGAACCUUCAGAAGAGGUGGACGAGCGGCGAGAUAUAUACCUAUAUCGGCGCAGUGUUGAUAUCUGUCAACCCUUUUCGCGACCUUGGAAUCUAUACGGACGAGGUACUGCAGAAAUAUCGCGGCAAGAACAGGCUUGAGGUCCCGCCUCACGUAUUCGGCAUCGCAGAGUCUGCGUACUAUAACAUGAAUGCAUAUCACGAGAAUCAAUGCGUUAUCAUAUCAGGCGAGUCAGGAGCGGGCAAGACUGAGGCUGCGAAACGUAUCAUGCAAUACAUCGCAGCCGUCUCGGGAGGCGCGGAUAGUAGCAUCCAGGAAAUAAAGGACAUGGUUCUAGCCACAAAUCCCUUACUCGAAAGUUUUGGUUGUGCGAAGACUCUUCGUAAUAACAACUCCAGUCGGCAUGGAAAGUACCUUGAGAUCAUGUUCAAUUCUCAAGGAGAGCCAGUGGGCGCCCAGAUAACUAACUAUCUACUCGAGAAAGGUCGCGUCGUGGGCCAAAUAGAGAACGAGCGUAACUUCCAUAUAUUUUAUCAAUUUACCAAGGCCGCCACAGACGAACAAAGAGAGAUGUUCGGCCUCCAAGGACCCGAAGCUUAUGCCUACACUAGCUUGAGUAACUGUUUAGAGGUUCAAGGCAUCGACGAUAGCCAGGAUUUCUCCGAGACCAUUCAAGCCAUGCAAGUCAUCGGACUUUCUCCAGAGGAACAGAGCGAGAUCUUCCGGAUGCUAGCCAUUGUCCUUUGGUUGGGCAACGUGCAGUUCGAGGAGAAAGACGAUGGAAACUCUCAAAUCAGUGAUACAGGCGUCACGGACUUCGUGGGGUACCUCAUGGAGGUCGAUCCCGCCACCGUGCAGAAGGUUCUAACGUCAAAGAUUGUGGAGACACAGCGGGGCGGUCGACGAGGAUCUAUCUAUGAUGUACCACUCAAUCCAGCGCAAGCGUCGUCCGUCCGAGAUGCCCUUGCCAAAGCUAUAUAUAACAAUCUCUUCGAAUGGAUUGUUUCCAGAAUCAACGUUUCUAUGAGGGCCAGAUCAGCUAGCGCUCAUGUAAUUGGGAUCUUGGAUAUCUUUGGGUUCGAGAUCUUCGAGGAUAACUCCUUCGAGCAACUUUGUAUCAACUAUGUCAACGAGAAGCUGCAACAGAUUUUUAUCGAGUUGACAUUGAAGACAGAGCAAGAGGAAUACGUCCGCGAGCAGAUCCAAUGGACACCAAUCAAGUACUUCAAUAACAAGGUCGUCUGUGACUUGAUCGAAGAACGUCGUCCCCCCGGAAUAUUCGCGGCGCUUAACGAUGCAUGUGCCACUGCUCAUGCUGACCCAUCUGCAGCAGACAACAGCUUCAUCCAAAGAACUGCGGCGCUCGCUACCAAUGCCCAUUUCGAAGCCCGAGGUUCCCAAUUCUUGGUGAAACAUUAUGCUGGUGACGUGAUGUACAAUGUGGCUGGAAUGACGGACAAGAACAAGGACUCGUUACUCAAGGACUUAUUGGACUUGGUUGCCUCUAGCAGCAAUCAAUUCUUGCAGACCCUCUUUCCCGAUCGACCCGAUCCCAACAGCAAGAAGCGGCCACCCACCGCUGGAGACAGGAUUAAGUCUUCCGCCGGAGCCCUCGUCGAAAAUCUCAUGAAGGCCCAGCCUUCAUACAUUCGGACGAUCAAGCCAAAUCAGAACCGAAGCUCCAGCGAAUAUGAUCUAAAGGCCAUCCUUCAUCAAAUCAAGUAUCUCGGGCUCCAGGAGAACAUCCGAGUUCGCCGUGCUGGCUUUGCCUACAGAAAUACCUUCGAGAAAAUGGUCGAGCGCUUCUAUCUUCUGUCGCCUAAGACUUCGUACGCUGGAGAAUAUACGUGGCAAGGAGACCCGAAGUCAGGAUGCCAACAAAUCCUCUCAGAUACUGGUAUUGCAAAGGAAGAAUGGCAGAUGGGUGUCAGCAAAGCGUUCAUCAAGAACCCUGAGACGCUAUUUGCGCUGGAGACCAUGCGUGACAGAUACUGGCACAACAUGGCCGCUCGAAUCCAGCGCGCGUUCAGAAACUACAUGCGUUAUAAGCACGAAUGUGCCCGUCGAAUCCAACGGUUCUGGAAAAACAACAAAGAGUCGAUCGUCUACGCUCAAGUACGCGAAUAUGGACAUCAGAUUUUGGCAAAACGUAAGGAACGGCGGCGCUUCAGUCUACUCAGUUAUCGUCGCUUCUUCGGUGAUUACCUGGGCGUUAACACCAAGAGUCCCCUCGGCGAAGAGCUGGGAUCAUUAUGUGGUGUCGGAUCUGACGAGGUUACAUUCAGCGGAAAGAUUCAGCUCCUAGUGUCCCACUUCGGUCGGUCGAGUAAGCCGAGCCCUCGGUUUAUCGUCGUAACACAGAAGGCGGUUCAUAUCUUGGUCACAACUAACAAAGACGGUCGGAUUCAGACUGCUUUGGAGCGGAAGAUACCUCUGGUAACCAUCAGGAGCAUUGGGAUGUCCUACCUUCGAGACGAUUGGAUAUGUCUCAAUAUCAACAAUGCUACCGAAGAAGGAGAUCCGGUCUUCACCACCUACUUCAAGACUGAACUUGCGGCCAAUCUCAUAACACUCACGCAGUCAAGCAUCAGCCUCUUGAUCGGCCCAACUAUCGAGUACGCCAAGAAGAAAGACAAGAAACAGUUGAUCAAGUUCUCGAAGGAUGAAACUGUGACGAAGGACGACGCUUACAAGAGUCAUACUGUUCGCGUGGCAACAGGUGAACCUCCGGAUAGUGUAUCACGUCCCCCUGCCAAACGGAAACCAGGCGUCGUGAGACCAAUCACCCAAGGCAAGCUUCUUAAAGCUGGAGGACCUUCGAAGAAGCCCACAUCAUCGAGACCAAGACCCGUUGCCCAACCACUUCCAGGGAAAUCGGCGACGAGCGCUCCGCCCCCUUCUGUAGUCAAGCCUGUUGCGACAACAUCGUCGACCGCCACCAAAGCCCCUGCCGCCGCCGCCGUUAGUAGACAAGCUCCACCUCCGCCGCCGCCUCCACCAGCUGAACCCGAGAAGCCAAGAUACCGCGCGAAAUUCCCUUUCGAAGGCCAGGAAGGCGAGAUGUCGCUGAACAAGGAUGACAUCGUCGAAGUGGUUGAGCAAGGUGAUGAUGGGUGGUGGCUAGUCAAGAAAGGUAGUGAAGAAGGGUGGGCGCCGUAUAACUACCUUGAACCUGCGCCGGCUCCCAAGGCAGUUCCAACACCCCCGCCACCACCUCGACGGCCGGUUGCCCCUCCAGCUCCUCAACCAGCUCCUGUAGCCAAACCAGUACAAGCAAACGCUAAUGCGAAGCCAGUAGCGGUCUUCCCUGGCAUGGCACCAUCGAAUGGGUCCGCUGCACCAUGGAAGAGGCAGGCUUCGGAAUCGUCCUCUAAUACCGCCAGCACAAUUUCUUCGAAACCGCCGCCUCCGAUAGCAACCAAGCCGAAGCCAGCUCCUCCGGUAGGGGCGAAACCUGGCGCACCGAAGGUAGCUGGCAAACCACCAGUCCCUAGUGCUCCAAGACCCAACGUCGCUGCAGCUCCUCGCCCGAGUCCUGUCGCGAAGCCUGCCGCUGCCGUUGGUCAGCUAGAUCUGGCUGCUGCCGUAAGUCAUCUUGUCAUAUCCAUAACAUCGUGGUCUUGA
Molecule: messenger RNA, 3789 nt
Organism: Pleurotus ostreatus (oyster mushroom)
Lineage: Eukaryota; Fungi; Basidiomycota; Agaricomycetes; Agaricales; Pleurotaceae
Gene: MYO1
Product: class II myosin
Exons: 16
Coding region: 1-3789 (1262 amino acids)
Biological process (GO): vesicle transport along actin filament; actin filament organization; endocytosis
Cellular component (GO): myosin complex; cell tip; actin cortical patch
Molecular function (GO): actin filament binding; microfilament motor activity; ATP binding
Source: RefSeq, a predicted model, not a curated record